This is a messenger RNA of Seriola aureovittata, 3581 nucleotides long. RefSeq lists its product as uncharacterized. The record is from RefSeq and is a predicted model, not a curated record. Lineage: Eukaryota; Metazoa; Chordata; Actinopteri; Carangiformes; Carangidae. Bases 59 to 712 code for a protein of 217 amino acids. The transcript is spliced from 5 exons.
CGGCUGUUCUCCUCCAGCUGGAGUAGAAAGGAGUGAUGUGGUUUUAAGUUGGUGAUGAAUGUCUGACUGCCGAGAGGAAACGACUCUGAGGGAGAUUCCUGCGAUGGCACCAGAGUUACUGACUGUCAUCGUGGCUUCAGUGUCCUGUGUGGCGUUUUGUUUGGUGAUCCUCAUGCUGGUGGUCGUCCUGUACAGGAAGGAUCCUCUCUGCUGCAGAUUCAGACCCUACACAACAGAGCACUACUCAGAUGAACCUCCUCAUUACCGCAGCAGACUCGCUCUGAUGGGCGGCGAUGAGCUCCGCGGGGCCGCGAACCAGGGAGCCGCCGGGCGGCAGGCUCCUGGAGGGGUGUUUGUCAUUGGGAAGCCGAAUGAUUACCACAUGGAGGGGCCGCUGCCGAGGCUGCCGUCGUACGAGAGCGUCCGUAAGAAGGACAGGCAGAGGCGGAUCCACUGUCUGAUCGCACAGCGCUUCGGCCUCAGCGGCUGCCACGAUGAGCCUCCACCAACAUAUGAAGAAACCCUCCACCAGUCCCUUGAUAUUUCAUCUGUAAGUCUGCAGUCUCCGGAUGUUCGCCCGUCAACCCGCCCCCAGGAUGAGUCCUCGAGCCUCAGCGAAGACACACACAACCUCCGUCAACCAUCCACAGCGCUCCGAGGCCCGGCUUCCUCCCACUGCCCGGCACAGAGCUCCAGGUUUCUGUCUCUCUAAUGGCCCCCGGAGCUCUUUGCCAAGACUCGGCAUAAGGAAGGGGGCUACUGUUGUCAGAGCCAAGAGAGUGACGCCAUCAGGGCCAAGAAAAGCGUUUCAGGGAAGGGAACGCUUGUUCUUUGAGUCAGAGCUGUUGAUAGAUCUUUGUGAUUAUUCUCAGAGGUAUUCUCAUGAUAAUGACUCUGACUCGAGCUGUACACUCCCCGAGGGCCAGAAUAACUUAUCUGUGAUUGUCCGUGCGAUUUCUAACCCUUUCCGAGAAUGGUGCAAGGGGAGGACGUUUUUAAAGGUUCGACAAAUGAUGGAUCAGGAUGUUUUUCUACUUAGAUUUUUUAUUAAAUGUCUUUGAAUGUAACAGUUUUUAUGUAACUACCAAUUAAAUCCCCAAUUGAAAUAACAUUUAGACCGACAUGGGAUGCUACAGCUCUCCAGUGAAACCCACAAUAAUCAAAUGCUUUUAGGAUUAAUAAUUCCUCACAGUGACAAACACUUAUAGAACCUCUAUACAAAGGCCCGGUGAAACCAGAACUAAACUAUGCUUCAGAAACUUUUGAUGAUUCAAUAUUUCUGCCUUUAGUUAAAUUUAGUGAACACCAUUUCCCCAAAAGAUCAAAAAAUCUUAAAUAAAACUGUUAAAAUUAUGAAGAUUUCACUUUCUAAUCGCAAGUGACGUGGUGGACGCAGAUUAGUCUUAAAAUAUAAAAAGUAAUCCCAGGAACAUACUUCACUUUUUGACGAUGGCAGAAAUGUUAAAUGAGAGUUUGCACUGAGCUACAGAAGCUAGCCGCGAACUUGGAUUUCAUUCAUCAUUAAAGUCAGUAGCACAUCAUCUUGGAACCAUGAAUAUCUGUAUAAAUAUUUUGUGCCAAUCGACCCAGUAGAUGAUGAAGUAUUUCAUCAGUCAUCAGUCAUUACAGUUAAUCCUCUGGAGACCAUGAAAAUCUGUUCCAAACUUCAUAUCAAUCUAACCGAUGAUUGUUGAGAUAUUUAACUAAGAAAACACAAGAGGAAAAGCCGGGGAUCAUUAAAGUCAGUAGGAUUCAUCAUCUGGGAACCAAGAAUACCUGUUAAACAUUUCCUGCCAGUCCGUCCAAUAGAUGUUGAGAUAUUUCAUUAAAUUCAUUGUACUUCAUCCUCUGGGCACCAUGACGAUCUGUCCCGAAUUUCACGUUAAUCCGUCCAACGAUUGUUGAGAUAUUGAACUAAAAAAACACAAAAGGAAAAGUCGGGGAUCAUUAAAGUCAGUAGGAUUCAUCGUCUGGGAACCAUGAAUGCCUGUUGAACAUUUCAUGCCAGUCCAUCCACCAGUUGUAGAGAUAUUUGGACUGACACACUGACAAACACACUGAAUAUUUUAAAACCAAAUGUCUUACACAAGUUUCUACAUAAUUUCAAAAACAGCAAAAGUUUUGUCGAUGAAGAUAUUCGUACAUCCAAAUGUCUUACACACUGAAUUUUAUCUUGGAUGCAGGUGCGUUUGAAAGUGUCGCCUCAGUCUUGAUCAUCCUAAUGUUUCCGUCUCUCUAGACCUUCGUCAAUGAUUGAAAGACACUCCCGCAGGAGAAUAGUUGUCGCACACCUGGGCACACAAGAUGGGUGGGGCACUGUGUAUUUAAGAUCAUGGUUGUAAGAACUGUUCUUAAAGACCUUUUGACGUAGGUCUGGAGAGACCGAAACACUUGGAUGAUCAGCAAGUCGUGAUGCUGGAGCAGUGUACGGAAAAUUCUUUUUUCAAGACUGAAGAAAAACAUUAAAGUAAAAAUAUUAGUCGUACUGGGUUAAUUAAAAAUCUUAAGGUAAUCCGUCUAAGAGGCGUAUUUGGCAAAAUCAGGUUUUGCUUAAAGUGUAACCGCCCCGCCCUUAUACUUUACCAAUGACUGUUACUUUGAGUUUGAGAGGGAAAGUUCAACAGUUCACGGUUACUGUUUAACUCAGAUCAAACACUAACCACAGAAAACACAAACCCAACACAAAGUACUGUGAACUGUGAAAAUUGUACUUUGCUGUUUGUGCAUCCAUCAAGGAUGACCUGCGCUGAUACUGGCCUGGACUGAGAGGCAAGAAUGCAGAUCUCUCACAACAGCCAGCGGCUAUUCAAUAACUUCACGGCUCAUUUGUUCUUCAUAAAAAGGAAAGACACGGACACUUUCAAACGCUUACACUCGUGGUUUAUGGAAAUUCCUGAGUUUAUCCCCGGUACGUUAUCCGAUCUGGCAGUGGAGUGCGAACAGCAAUUCACCCUCCAACAUCUUUGAAUUAUAAAUUAUAAUGCUGUGUUCUGCAAACUCCUCACAUCCAUCACUACUUCUGCUUCAUGACGGCGUUCCAACUCCCAAACAGUGUACCAGGCGUUACCCACACUCCCUCUGCAUACCUCUGAAAUACAUCUUCUCCCAUUUAUCUCUGUAUCUUUGCUGACGGCUUUUUCAAAGUAAUGCUGACAAAAUAUCUCACCGAUAAGCUUGUACCAUUCACUACAAAUGUUAUAGAGGGAAGAUACCACAGCCUGAGUGGAGGAAGACCUGUAAUCUUCUAAGAUUAACUUUUAACAAUCAUAAACUUGUUUUCCAAAUGUACUUUUAUCUGUAAAACCAAUUUAUGAAGAAAUAAACCUGCAAUUGAAUGCAGUUUGGACACUAAUCAAGCUGAGCAGCACAUAAUGUAGCAGUGAUUGUGCGACAUCUUGUGGUGUGUCUUGUUAUUGCACUUUUUCAACAGUACAGAUAAAGUGUUUUAUUUUUCCUGUAAAGCAUUGUGACAUUCAACACUUGUGACUAAAUGAUUAACAAUUACAGUUAAAGUUAAAAAACACACACUUUGUGAUAAAUUAUAUUAUCACAAUCCAAAAUAAAAAUCUGCAUAAACAGGA